UCCCGGCGGUCCGCGACAGGCGGGAGUUUUCGGAUGUGCUGGCGGCGGCCCCGGGAAGCAGCGGUUGGGCUGAACCUGGCUGGCUGCUUGGGCGGUGGGAUCCGGAAGACGAGUCCGCCAGGGACCCCUGGGCUCCCUCACGUGGCUGGCAAAGCUCCUGCCUUCUUUCCUCUCCUGUCGCUCCAGAGCUGCGGGGAAGCAUGGAUCGGCACCGGCCACGGCAGCACCACCCGGCGGCUGAGGCUCCCUACCCCUCCUCCGCCUCGCUCCGCAGCUGCCGGGAAGGCAAGAUGCCUCGCAGGAAGGGUCCCCAGCACCCUCCCCCGUCUGGCGGCCGCGAGGAGCCGGGAGAGAAACGCCCCAAGUUUCAUUUAAAUAUUAGGACACUGACGGAUGAUGUGCUGGACAAAUUUGCCAGCAUAAGAAUUCCAGGGAGCAAGAAGGAGAGGCCUCCACUUUCCAACCUGAAGACGGCAUUUGCAAGCAGUGAUUGCUUUUCAGAGAUGAAUGAAAACAUUCUAAAUCCACUGUCAGAGAAGGAACUCCUAGAUCUUUUUGAAAAGAUGAUGGAAGAUAUGAAUUUAAAUGAAGAUAAAAAGGCACCAUUGCGGGAAAAGGACUUCAGCAUCAAAAAAGAAAUGGUGAUGCAGUACAUUAAUACUGCUUCCAAGACAGGAAGUCUCAAGAGUAGUCGACAGAUCCCACCCCAGGAAUUCAUCCAUGACCUGAAAAUGGGGUCUUCAGACGAGCGGCUUGUCGGGUGCUUGGAGUCCCUCCGUGUGUCCUUGACAAGCAAUCCUGUGAGUUGGGUGGAAAGUUUUGGACGUGAAGGGCUUGGAUUAUUAUUGGACAUUUUGGAAAGGCUGAUUAGUGGCAAGACACAAGAAAAAAUUGUAAAGAAGAAUCAGCACAAAGUUAUACAGUGUCUAAAGGCCUUGAUGAAUACACAGUAUGGCUUGGAAAGAAUUAUGAGUGAAGAGAGGAGUCUUUCUUUAUUAGCCAGAGCCAUUGAUCCUGAGCAGCCCAGUAUGAUGACGGAUGUGGUUAAACUGCUUUCUGCAGUGUGCAUUGUAGGGGAGGAAAGCAUCCUUGAAGAUGUUUUAGAAGCUUUAACAUCAGCUGGAGAAGAAAGAAAAAUUGACAGAUUUUCUUCUAUUGUGGAAGGUCUUCAGCACAACUCAGUUCAGUUGCAAGUAGCAUGUAUGCAGCUCAUCAAUGCCCUUGUUACAUCUCCUGAUGAUUUGGACUUCAGGCUUCACAUCAGAAAUGAAUUUAUGCGUUGUGGAUUGAAAGAGAUAUUGCCAAAUUUAAAACGUAUUAAGAAUGAUGGCUUGGAUAUCCAACUUAAAGUUUUUGAUGAGCAUAAGGAAGAAGAUUUGAUUGAGUUCUCCCAUCGCCUCGAAGAUAUUAAAGCUGAACUUGAUGAAGCGUAUGAUCUUUACAACAUGGUGUGGAACACAGUUAAAGAAACCAGAUCAGAGGGAUAUUUCAUUUCAAUUCUGCAGCAUCUUUUGCUGAUUAGAAAUGAUUAUUUUAUAAGGCAACAGUACUUCAAAUUAAUUGAUGAGUGUGUAUCUCAAAUAGUACUGCAUAGAGACGGGCUGGACCCAGACUUCACAUAUCGAAAAAGACUAGAUUUAGAUUUAAGUCAGUUUGUUGAUAUUUGCAUAGAUCAAGCAAAACUAGAAGAGUUUGAAGAGAAAGCAUCAGAACUUCACGAGAAAUUUGAAAAAGAGUUUACGGACCACCAAGAAACUCAGGCUCAGUUGCAGAAAAAAGAGGCAAAGAUUAACGAGCUUCAAGCAGAGUUACAAGCUUUUAAAGCGCAGUUUGGUGCCUUGCCACCUGGUACCCCUUUACUUCCUUCAAAAGAAGAUGGAAGCAGCCACUCAGCACUCCCUCCUCCUCCUGCACUGUCCUCUUGCGGAGGGGUGCCACCUCCACCCCCACCUCCACCCCCUCCACUUCCAGGAAUGCCCUUGCCAUUUGGUGGGGGUCCUGUGCCCCCACCACCUCCCCUAGGACUUCUCAGUGGACGAACCUCUCCUCCCCCACCAACCCUGCCUUUUGGGUUAAAACCAAAGAAGGAAUUUAAACCGGAAACCAGCAUGAGAAGAUUGAAUUGGUUAAAGAUCAGACCUCAGGAAAUGACUGAAGACUGUUUCUGGGUAAAAGCAAAUGAAAAUAAGUAUGAAAAUGUGGAUUUGCUUUGUAAACUUGAGAAUAUAUUUUGUUGUCAACCCAAAGAGAAAAGAGAAGAGGAAGAUUUUGAUGAAAAGAAAGCGAUUAAGAAAAAAAUUAAAGAACUUAAAUUUCUGGAUUCUAAAGUUGCCCAGAACCUUUCAAUCUUCCUGAGCUCUUUUCGGGUGCCAUAUGAGGAAAUCAAAAUGAUGAUACUGGAAGUGGAUGAAACACAGUUGGCAGAGUCUAUGAUUCAGAACUUAAUAAAGCAUCUUCCUGAUCAAGAACAGUUAAAUUCAUUGUCUCAGUUCAAGAAUGACUAUAACAACUUAUGUGAACCAGAGCAGUUUGCUGUGGUGAUGAGCAAUGUGAAGAGACUACGGCCACGGCUCAGUGCUAUUCUCUUUAAGCUUCAGUUUGAAGAGCAGGUGAACAACAUCAAACCUGACAUCAUGGCUGUCAGUACUGCCUGCGAAGAGAUAAAGAAGAGCAGGAGCUUUAGCAAGUUGCUGGAACUUGUGCUGCUAAUGGGAAACUACAUGAAUGCUGGCUCCCGGAAUGCUCAAACCUUCGGAUUUAACCUUAGCUCUCUCUGUAAACUAAAGGACACGAGAUCAGCAGAUCAGAAAACAACACUACUUCAUUUUCUUGUGGAAAUAUGUGAAGAAAAGUACCCUGAUAUCCUGAAUUUUGUGGACGAUUUGGAACAUUUAGACAAAGCUAGUAAAGUUUCUGUAGAAACGCUGGAAAAGAAUUUGAAGCAGAUGGGAAGGCAGCUUCAACAGCUUGAGAAAGAUUUGAAAAUCUUUCCUCCUCCUGAGGACUUGCAUGAUAAGUUUGUGACAAAGAUGUCCAGCUUUGUUAUCAGUGCAAAAGAACAACAUGAGAAACUUUCAAAAUUACAUGAAAACAUGGACAAGUCAUACCAGAGCAUAAUGCAGUACUAUGCCAUCGACAUGAAGAAGGUGUCUGUGGAAGACUUUUUGACUGACUUGAAUAACUUCAGAACCAUGUUUAUGCAAGCAAAAAAGGAGAAUUUCAAAAAAAGAGAAGCAGAGGAAAAAGAAAAACGUGCCAGGAUAGCCAAAGAAUUGGCAGAGAAGGAAAGACUUGAACGCCAACAAAAGAAAAAGCGCUUAUUAGAAAUGAAGACUGAGGGCGACGAGACAGGAGUGAUGGAUAGUCUGCUGGAGGCCUUGCAGUCGGGGGCUGCCUUCCGUGACCGAAGGAAAAGGACACCGAAGCCAAAAGAUAUUCGGCAAAGUCUCAGUCCAAUGUCUCAGAGGCCUGUUCUGAAAGUUUGUAACCAUGAAAAUCAGAAGUUGCAGUUGACAGAAGGGUCACGUUCACACUACAAUAUCAAUUGCAACUCAACAAGGACUCCAGUCGCCAAGGAGCUUAAUUAUAAUCUAGACACUCACACGUCUACAGGGAGGAUCAAGGCAACUGAGAAGAAGGAAGCCUAUAAUGUAGAAAGCAGCAGAAAAAAGGAAAUGGAACUUCUUGGCUCUGUUUCUAAAAACGAAUCCAUUCCUGAAGUUGAAGCCCUGCUGGCAAGAUUACGAGCUUUAUAAAUUAAACUGGUAAAAAAUGAUUAAGCCAAAUAUAAAGCCAUGCUUUAAGCUAUAACAUUUGAAAAAAUUGCUUUCUAUACAAGUACUUUAUAUAGUUUUAAAUUAUGAUAUAUAUUAGAAAAGUAAAGCUAAAUACAUGAUUGCUGUGCUUUUCCUAUGUACUUGAGGUUUGGGCUUAUUCAAGAUUGUAAUGGGCUUUAAUGCUUUUUUAUUGUCUCCUGGUGUUCAUAUGUUCUAUAUUUGGUGGUUGAAUUAUACAUAAUGCUUUAGAGAGCAGGUAGGUAGCCAUGUGUUCAGCAAUGUGUCCUUAAGAAAAUACCAUCUAAGUCACAGUAAUUUUCACUUUACUAUUUUCAACAUUAAUGAACACUAAAUCAUCAACCUCAAGUCUUGCUACAUAUCCCUGUAUAUUCCAUGUAUGUUAUUUAUAUAGGACCAGGUUUCUCCUUCAUUGGAAUCUGUAUGCUAUCAACGUAGCAGGGAAAACAAAAAUAUAACAGAUCGGUGAGGAAAUGAUGGGUAAGCUCAUUAUCAUCAUUGUUGAAUUCAUGUUAAUUAGACCCUGUAGGAGACUAUAUGGCAAUUGAGCACAUUUCCAAAAAUGAUGAAACAGGAAUGUACACACUCUAUUUGCAGAAUGCACACGCCUUUGUAUAAAGUGUUGUACACAGCAUUCCAGCACUGCCUCAACUUUUAGCCAAGAGAGCGUUUUUUACCCCUUGUUGAUUAUGAUUCUGGGAUCACAAUUGCCAUUUUGAAACAACCCAAGUCACGAAUUUUUUUUUUUUUAAUUUCUGUGAACAAACUUGAAAUUUUACUUUCUUUGAUCUGCAAAGAUCUGAAGUGUUUCAAGGAAAGUGUUCCUAUGCAUAUGUUGCAGUAUUACCUCAUUUGGGGCAUCAAAUUAAUGCUGUUAAUUCUAUAUCAAAGAAAAUAAACUUACUUGCACUAAAUGAAAUAAAAACGCCUCUUUUUUGUAAUUAGCAUAUUCUGUGGAUAAGCUGGAAACAGACUGUGCUGUGCAGUCUAUCUAAGCGUCUCUUUUGGUUUAUGAUGUAUGGGAAGCAAGUGACUGCUCUUUUACCUUCAGUUAAAAGGCAGUUAUAUGGAACUAGUCUGGCAGGUCCACUGCUUUUUAUUUCCUUGUUUAAGUUGCCACCUCCCUUCAGCUCCAAGUUAAUGAAGUCAAUUAAUUAGAACUAUGAACCAAGCCUUGUUUAUAGACAUUGGGGAACAGAGUGUUAUCCAUAGCCAAGAUGGAAUUAAAUUGUUCUCAUCCAUACUGCUGUAAUGUGCAUUUUGCCCUCCAGUUGCAGUUCCUACUUUCCUGAGAAGAAAUCUUAAAAAUCAGGAAAGGCAAAGGACAUUUACACAUUUUAGCAGACAGGAGCCCUAACAACAAAGAAAGAAGUCAAAUGAAAGAAUUCUGUCUGUUCUUUGCCUAAUUUUGCAAAGACUUGUGACUUUUGGAAACAAAGCUGAAACUCAGCCCUAGUUUGGACACACCAGAUGGCAGGUAAAUAGUCUGUCAACACAGGGCCAGGGAGCAGACACAGGGGAGAAGCAGCCUGCCCAGUGAAGGGAAGUGAAGAUGACACAGCCUCCCAGGGGCAGAGGAAAUCAGGGAGGUCCCGAAACCGAGCAAUCAGACCCCAGAGCAUCUGUCUGCAGAGGCUGAAGGACAACCUUCAGGCGAGGGCCAGGAGCCAGGGGCUAGCAAAGCAGAGCACACCUGUCCCGCCUCCCCCUGGCUGAGGCAGCCUGUUCUGAACUGGCCUGAAUGGGACUGUAGCCAUGAGGAAGCAACCACAAUUCAGAGUUGACAGAGGUAAGAACCAGCCAAGAAAUAUCGCUUUCUGUUUGCAUAUAUUUCUUUGAGAAAAUUUCCCUUCAACAGUAGGCUGGGGGGUGUAAUGAGGGCUUUAAAAUUCAUAAUGUUCCUUUAGCCAACUGUAGGUUAAAACUAUAGUGAUGGCCGUUCCUUUGAAUGCAGACAGUGACAUACACUUUUGUGUUUCUGAGCAAAUAGACUUUGUUCAUUUGAAUUAUCGGAUAAAAGGCCAACUCAAAACUACUGACAUAGCUCAGUGCUCUGACGAGGAUGUUCUUUCCAGGCUGGUGACAAGCCCCAGACAUAUUCCCCUCCCCUUUCUCUCACGUCAGGGGAGAGAAUUUGGCAAGAACACACACAACUAACUGAUCACUGAGUUGUCCAAAAGCAAAGACCAGCUGCUAACAUGCUUCCUAAUCACACAUAUAAAGUAAUUUGAAAUAAAGCAAAGCAGGGACUUCCCACUGUGGCUCAGUGGUAACAAACCCAACUAGUAUCCAUGAGGAUGCAGGUUUGAUCCCUGGCCUCACUCAGUGGGUUAAGGAUCCAGCAUUGCUGUGAGCUGCAGUGUAGGUCCGUAGAAAUGGCUUGGAUCUGCAUUGCUGUGGCUGUGGUGCAGGCCGGCAACUGGAGCUUUCAAUUCGACCCCUAGCCUGGAAACUUCCAUAUGCUGCAGGUU
Molecule: messenger RNA, 6265 nt
Organism: Sus scrofa (pig)
Lineage: Eukaryota; Metazoa; Chordata; Mammalia; Artiodactyla; Suidae
Source: RefSeq, a predicted model, not a curated record